CUUUAUCGGUUUAUUGAAGCUGUGUCUACUCACAUGCACUCAAUCGAAAAUAGUUCAAUAUUGCCCGAGGCUUUUAGCAGGGUUCUUGAUAAGCAUAUUACGAAUAGUUUCUGACAGUUAGGCCAUUUUCACAGAAGCAGCGUACAUCACAAGUAGUUGCCACGAGGCUCACUGCAUCGGUUGAGAGGCGUUGAGUUAACUUCUGGUGUGUUCUGGGCUCCUCCACUCUCUACAUACAGCUGGAAGAUCGUUAGAAAGAAGUGUCGCAACAAAGCCUGCAAGAAUGAGCAAACUCUUUUGGCUAAUAUCUUGCCUCAUGGCCGUCGGAUUUUAUGCAGAAUUAUGUGAAACAUCUUCAGUUGACAGGAUUGAAGGAGCAGCUCUGAAGAUUGCAACAUUUAACGUCCAAAUAUUUGGGUCAAAGAAAAUGGCAAAUACUUUGGUCAGAGAAAUAUUAGUCAAGGUGAUUUUAAGGUAUGAUAUCAUAUUGAUCCAAGAAAUUCGUUCAAAAAGAGAUCGACCGAUAAACUUGCUGUUCGCGGAUGUCAACAGGGUUUCAUCUCCCCCCGGCGUCUAUAAGAUGGCGUUGAGUGUCAGGCUUGGUCGCACAGCCAGCAAGGAGCAGUAUGCAUUCUUAUACAGGAGUGACAAGGUAACCGUUACGGACAGCUAUUUGUAUCACGACAACCAAGACACAUUUCAAAGAGAACCUUUUGUUGUCCGUUUCCAAGCCAAAGGAGCAUAUGUGUCAGACUUUGCUAUGGCUGCCAUACAUACUUCACCAAAGGCUGCAGAGUUGGAAAUCGACCAUUUGGUCGACGUUUAUGACGACAUUGUGCAACGAUGGCAAUUGAGAGACGUUAUGAUUUUAGGCGACUAUAACGCCGGCUGUAGCUAUGUAACCAGGUCAGAGUGGCGUAAAAUAAGGCUAGCAACGGACAAGCGAUUCUAUUGGCUCUUUUCUGAUCUGAUGGACACUACAGUUGCGAAGUCCGAUUGCCCGUAUGACAGAAUGGUAGUUGCCGGGUAUAAUAUGAUCAGAGGAAUCUUUCCAGACAGUGCCUAUGUGUUUAAUUACAAAGAUGCUUAUGGAUUGAGUCAGGAUGAGGCGGAGAAAGUGAGUGAUCACUGGCCCAUUGAGAUACAAUUUAAGGAUUCAACUUACAGAGAUGAGGAACAGUUCUUCCAAGAGUCUGUUACAGUCACCAUCAGGGAUAAGCGUAUAUCAAAGGUCUCCGAAGACCAGCUUUUCCUGAUGAGUUCCGAAAACCCACUGCUGUCGCAAGGUUUCACUGCGAAAACUACUUACAACAAACGUGGUAUGGAAAACAUCAUCAUUUCAAAGGAAACUGUUUCAGUCGGAGAGGCGAGAGAUGCCGUAAAGACUUUCCGCGAGACUUAUCCGAAGCUAGUUUCCUCCUCACAAGAAGCUGUAAGCAAACGAAAAAUCGGCCAGUUAACACAAGUUGGAGAUGCCGACUGCGUCGCUAGACAGCACGAGACAACAGUCUACCAAAUGCUCUCCAACACUUGCCAUGAUGUGAAAGUGAAGGAGAUUUAUUCAGUUCAACUUGUCUGUAAUGUGCCGCUUGGCUUGUGCGAGAUCAAUGUAGAAGCAGCUAAGUCACUCCCUUUUCAAAAAGUUUAUUAUCAUAAAUCUGUACGUGAUCAGGCGGUUAUAUCACAUCAGUGCCACAGAUACCAGAGAUCGUUAGAAAGGAGUGUUGCUACUAAAUCUGCAAGAAUGGGCAAACUACUUUGGUUAAUAUCUUGCCUUAUGGCCAUCGGAUUUUAUGCAGAGUUAUGUGAAACAUCUCCAGUUGACACGAUUGAAGGAGCAGCUCUGAAGAUUGCAACAUUUAACGUCCAAAUAUUUGGGUACAGAAAAAUGGCAAAUCAUUUGGUCAGAGACAUAUUAGUCAAGGUGGUUUUGAGGUAUGAUAUCAUACUGAUUCAAGAAAUUCGUUCAAAGAACGAGGGACCAAUAAACGAGCUGUUGGCGGAUGUCAACAAGGAUUCAUCUCCCCCCGGCGUCUAUAAGAUGGCGUUGAGUGUCAGGCUUGGUCGCACAGCCAGCAAGGAGCAGUAUGCAUUCUUAUACAGGAGUGACAAGGUAACUGUUACGGACAGCUAUUUGUAUCAUGACAACCAAGACACAUUUGAAAGAGAACCUUUUGUUGUCCGUUUCCAAGCCAAGGGAGCAUAUGUGUCAGACUUUGCUAUGGCUGCCAUACACACUUCCCCAAAAGCUGCAGAGUUAGAAAUCGACCAUUUGGUCGACGUUUACGACGACAUUGUACAACGAUGGCAAUUGAAAGACGUCAUGAUUUUGGGCGACUAUAACGCCGGCUGCAGCUAUGUAACCAGGUCAGAGUGGCUUAAAAUAAGGCUAGCAACGGACAAGCGAUUCUAUUGGCUCUUUUCUGAUCUGAUGGACACUACAGUUGCGAAGUCCGAUUGCCCGUAUGACAGGAUGGUAGUUGCCGGGUAUAACAUGACCAGAGGAAUCUUUCCAGACAGCGCCUAUGUGUUUAAUUACAAAGAUGCUUAUGGAUUGAGUCAGGAUGAGGCGAAGAAAGUGAGUGAUCACUGGCCCAUUGAGAUACAAUUUAAGGAUUCAACUUACAGAGAUGAGGAACAGUUCUUCCAAGAGUCUUUUACAGUCACAAUCAGGGAUAAGCGUAUGUCAAAGGUCUCCAAAUACAAGCUUUACGCAAUGCGUUCCAAAAACCCACUGCUGUCGCAAGGUUUCACUUUGAAAACUACUUACAACAACAGGAAAAUUGACGAAAUUAUCAUUUCAAAGGAAACCGCUUCAGUCGGAGAGGCGAGAGAUGCCGUAGAGGUUUUCCGCAAGACUUAUCCAAAGCUAGUUUCUUCCUCACAAGAAGCUGUAAGCAAACGAAAAAUCGGCCAGUUAACACAAGUUGGAGAUGCCGACUGCGUCGCUAGACAGCACGAGACAACAGUCUACCAAAUGCUCUCCAACACUUGCCAUGAUGUGAAAGUGAAGGAGAUUUAUUCAGUUCAACUUGUCUGUAAUGUACCACUUGGCUUGUGCGAGAUCAAUGUAGAAGUAACUAAUUAGUCUUUGUAACUUUUAGCAUUGCAACCAUUGUCCAUUUCGUCAGCUUUUCCGUAAAUUACAUGUAGCCUGGUCUGUUUAGCACAAACGAUCGAAAGAUAACGCGCGUCACAGAUAUUUGUCGACACCCAGCAAGAGCUGUUGAGUCUAACGCCCGAUAAA
This is a messenger RNA of Pocillopora verrucosa, 3247 nucleotides long. Its product is annotated as deoxyribonuclease-1. Gene Ontology annotation, biological process: DNA catabolic process. NCBI's taxonomy places the organism in Eukaryota, Metazoa, Cnidaria, Anthozoa, Scleractinia, Pocilloporidae. Gene Ontology annotation, cellular component: nucleus. The record is from RefSeq and is a predicted model, not a curated record. Gene Ontology annotation, molecular function: DNA binding; deoxyribonuclease I activity.